AAGGAAAGGCAUUGGCAGGCUGUUUACCAUUUUUAGCUGUAUUAUUUGCUGGAAAGAUACUCUGGUACAUUGACAUGGCAGAAUCCAUGUGCCAGAAAUGUGCUUUGGAAGCGUUUCGGUUGGAUCCGGCAAAGUGGGGAGAUUUACUUAUUCAGAAAGGUUAG
This is a messenger RNA of Ilex paraguariensis (yerba mate), 164 nucleotides long. The record is from the annotation of a GenBank genome assembly. Lineage: Eukaryota; Viridiplantae; Streptophyta; Magnoliopsida; Aquifoliales; Aquifoliaceae.